CCCUCCCCCCCCCUCCCCAGUUGCUCAGCCACCUUCCCUCUCUGUAACGAACGGAGCCUUCCGCCGCAGCCGGGGCACCUUUGGUUAUAGAUUACUGGCUCCGCCAGCGGGCGGGGUGGUCAUUACUAGUGGUCGAUUGCUUGCCUACUAUAUCCUUACCUUUCUCCCCCGCUACCGGAAGGGAGCUUGCUUCUUACCCGGGCACUCUUCUAGUAGACGGGAGGGGAAAGGUUUGAUAAUUAUUGUUAUUUUUAAGGAUAUACCCUAGUUUUACGAUGAUUUCUAUAAUUUUAUUUAUUUUAUAUGUAUACCAUCUCCGCCGUUGUCCAUCGUGGUUUCAUUUCACCACCACACCUGGUUGGAUUCUAUCUCUUGUCUCCGGCGAAGCCUUGGACAACCAACCAUAUUACUACCACACGUAUUAUGGCGGGGCUCUGGUUUAAUCUAACUUUCUCGCUCCGGCACCAGCGGAGCAACUGUUAGGCUGUAAGUGUUCUCCUGAUACUUAUGUAUCUUUCCACUUACAGGCUACCAACUGUCAGGUCCUUGGAUGCAACGCGACGUUGUACGACCCCUGCGCCCACGAUGAGUGCAGGUCUCACGCUCCGUGUGCCACGCCUUACAACGACAUGAUCGUCUGGCACCCGGAAGCCUGCGCCAUCUGUUACGACCUGGCCAGUCAGCUGGUGGAGGGGGCUGCUGGUGUGAGGGAGGUCGCCCUAGCAACCCUGAAAGCGUGGGUGGGCGGCUUCGGGAAGAACACCGCCAAAGGCCAGCCUUACAUUUUAGACAAGAAGCUGGCCGUUCAGAUCUUCCCCGGUGGCAAGUCAACAGGGUAUGUUGACCCCAUAUCCGCAGCCCCUCUCAUAGCCUCCAUCCAGCAGGAGAUGCAGCAGUCUUUCGGGGUCGUGGCCACGCAAGAGUCGGUCCCGGACGUCGCAACCUUGGACCUUAAUAUUGAGCCUAUGGCGGUAGGUGCUGAGGAUUUGUUGGUUGAGGUAGGUGUGUCGGGUGCCCAAGGUCUUUCCUUGGGCGCUCCUGGAUCUUCUCCUGUCCCUUCUUCUACUGCUUCUUUCCAAGGCUUUGUGGGAUCUGAGAUCCCUACCCGCUCUCCCGCUCUCUCUGUACCCCCAAAGGUGAAGGGACAGAGAGAACCGAAGACCCUGGUUAAGACGACUUCUAAAAAGUCGUCGUCGUCUUCUUCAGCUAAGAAGUCUUCGACUUCCUAUGCUGACGCCGACACGAGCUGGUGCCCAUGA
Molecule: messenger RNA, 1259 nt
Organism: Macrobrachium nipponense
Lineage: Eukaryota; Metazoa; Arthropoda; Malacostraca; Decapoda; Palaemonidae
Exons: 3
Coding region: 630-1259 (209 amino acids)
Source: RefSeq, a predicted model, not a curated record